AUGGGACUUACUCCAAUUGUUUGUAUUGCUCAAGAUUAUAUUCACGAAAAACCUGUGGAUGAUCUACGAUUACGUAAAGCCAUACUUGAACUACGUGACAAUAAAGCCGAACAUUUUCCAGAGUAUUUACCACUUGUACCAGGAAUGCCAGUUUUACUUACAGAAAACAUUGCUACUGAGCUCGGACUCUCUAACGGUACACGAGGAAUCUUCCGUCAACUUGUAUACGAUGAACCACUAGAAGAUGUUCGAUACCACAAUUAG
Molecule: messenger RNA, 264 nt
Organism: Rotaria sordida
Lineage: Eukaryota; Metazoa; Rotifera; Eurotatoria; Philodinida; Philodinidae
Source: the annotation of a GenBank genome assembly